CAUAACAUUAUCUCUGGGUGUUCUUUUAUGAAGCCUUGGAGAGGCCCUGAACCCUUGACAGUCCUGAACACUGAUCAUUUGCUCCCUUCAACAUUACCUUCCAUAAAAGUAACUGCGCAGCUCUAAGUAAGAAGCAGGGGAGGGAGAGAGAGCCAGCCGGGGACUGAAGAGAGAACACAGACAGCACCGCAUCCCUUGGACGGACUCUGUCUUCCAUCUGUAGAGAACCACACCCGAGCUGUACUUUGCCUGUGGUUCCGUUUCUGAACACUUCUUUUCCAUUCAGCCGGCCGGGAGAGACAAAGCCCGGUGCCCUGAGCGCCAGAGCUCUGGUCGGGGGCUGGCUGGCUGUAAAUUGACGUGGCAUGGAAAUUCUCCGCUAAGUUGCAGCAGUUUGUGAGCUCCUCGGAGAUCCAGCCCAGCGUCCCGGAGCCGGAGCUGAACCAGGGGCUCCGUGACCUCCCAGAAGAAUGGAUAAAGUCCCCCGCUCCUCGCCCGGGACCCGCCGCCACCGUUUGCUUUCUGGCUAUCUCUCACUUCGCUGAAAAUCAAACUAAAACGGUGAAGUCUCUAACUUGGUUUUCCGCAGCUUGAACAGGAGAAUUGGCCGCUCCGGUGCCCCUUGCUCGUCCCCCGCAAUCUAACUCCUUGCAGACUUUGCCAUGGGGUGCGGACUUAGGAAGCUGGAAGACCCUGAUGAUAGCAGCCCUGGAAAAAUAUUUUCUACCCUCAAGAGACCGCAAGUGGAAACAAAGACAGAAUUGGCUUAUGAGUAUGCGCUGCUGGAUUUUACUUUACAAGCUUCAACAAACCCAGAAGUCAUCAAGAUAAAUUCAGUUCUGGAUAUAGUUGCCAAGGUGGAAGACUAUUAUCUUAAGGGCUAUGUCGUUGGGGCCAUUCAUCCGGUUAUACAGCCUGUGGGGCCCCGCAAACACCUCCCAGCAAGUCACCUGUACAGAGUGGUGUUGGCUCGCUUGAAAGUGAGCCCCAAGCACUCAGCAGCGCCCGGGGGACCAAGGCAUGCCAGGCUUGUGAUGGAGGAGUGUCCGCUCACCUACGAGACACCGGCGAACGACGCAGCGAAGGAACUCAUGGAAAAGGUCAAUGCCGCUGCUAAAAGAGGAAUGAGGUUUGUUGGGUUCGUGUCACAGUAUCACUUGCCGUCCAAACACUGCAACGGAACCAGCCACGACGGAGAUGCAGAAUCGGGGCUGCACAGGAGACACGGUUCUCAGGACAGCCACAAAAGCUGGAGUGAAGGAGACGUCAGUGGACAGUUGUCUGACGGCGGAACGGAGGAGGAACCUCAGCGCGAAAGUGGACGGAAGACAGAAGGAAACGGCAGCCCCAGCUACUCGAAACCAGAGCGGGGAGGAGAUCACAAGCUGUACAUGGUCUUCAAUGCUUUUGACGAGGAUUCAGCCUGCUGGACCUACCAGGAAGGUGUCCUGUCCAUGAAAGUGACAAGGAAAGGAGCUGUCAUCAACACCCUUGAGGCCAACUGGCUAGAAUUAACUACAUUUUAUUAUAAGCAAGGCUUGUCUUUAGUUGACUCUUUUGUAUGCUGGGAGACACCCAAAGGGGACCAUUUGCCUAAAUCUCUGGAAGGAUUUUUUAUCUAUGAAGAAGAAGGUUCUGGAGUUCCAGGUUCUAGCAGGAAAGGAAACGAUGCCAUUGUGGUGGAGCAGUGGACCGUCAUUGAGGGCUGCGAAAUCAAAACGGACUAUGGCCCUCUGCUGCACACUCUGGCUGAAUUCGGAUGGCUCCUGACCAGCGUGCUGCCCACACCGAUACUGAAACACGACAGUGAAGGGAAUUUGGCUACAAAGCAGGUCGUAUUUCUCCAAAGGCCAGUGGUGUGGAGUUCAGCUGCCCAGACCCCAGAAAGGAAAGCUAGCCGGCUGCUGAAGGGCGAGGACAGGAACAAGGUCGGCAGCAGCAGGAGCCUGGGCCCGGACACCAGCGCGUCCCAACCCGCAGAGGGCCGAGCCCCCCCUGAGGAGGGCCCCCUCUCCCCCUCCAGAGAGUGCUGGACCAAGGAGGAGCAGCCGCAGGCACAGAGCGACAGCUUCUUGGGGUUCAGCAGCGACAGCGUCCUCCGGGAACUGGAUGACGGACAGUUGGACCAGGAAGAGGGCGUGACGCAGGUCACCUGCAUGUGAGCUGCCAAGUGAAGCUGUGGGAGGCCUUGUAAAUAGUUAUUAAAAUGACUGCCCGCUGCCUUAUUUCACUACUACUACGCACUUACGUAACGUUUUUAACUCCCAGGCUCAGCCUUCCCCUAAUCUAGGUAAACUUUUGUCUCAAUCUCCCAGACAAGGAAGAAUAACCAAUUAUUUAUCAAUCUAAAACCAUGCUUACAUUUCUCUCAGCUGAAACAUCUGUGUAAAUAGAUGUCCCAACUGGUCAUUAAGCAACAACCUGGUUCCACUUCCUCUUGAAUGGACAAAUCAGUAUUUCUCAUCGUGCCUGUUAAAAAGACUGACUAUCCAAAUUAUUGUUUCAACCAAUUAGAGCCUUCUCAGAAAGCUACAGCCUCACCUAAACUAAAAAAUAUUCUCUCCCCCAUCUCUGUCCCUCUCUCGCAUACAGACUAUUCCCUGCCUAUAACCAUCAGUCUAACUAUUGUCUCUGACUGUGGUGUGUACCUACAAACCAAGCCCCUAUUUGUCAAAAUAGUCUUCAAAAUUUUUUUUCCUAUGUUUUUGUUUGUUUGUUUGUUGUUCUGGGUUUUGUUUUUAUUUUUGUUUUUUUGUCUUUUCGAGACAGAGUUUCUCUUUGUAUAGCUCUGGCUGUCCUGGAACUCACUCUGUAGACCAGGCUGGCCUCGAACUCACAGAGAUCCACCUGCCUCUGCCUCCUGAGUGCUGGGAUUAGAGGCGUGCGCCACCACUGUGGGGCUUGUUUUUUCUUUCAGGGCCACCACAUGGCCAGUCCGGCAAUGAAUUAUUAACUUGGGCAUCGCUGAUCCCAGUAGCCUAGUAACCAGUAACACUAAACAGAAGGAACGUCUUAAGACAGUUGAGAGCCGGCAAGAGAGCUCAGCCAGUAAAGGCACCUGGUGACCUGAGUUCAAUCUCUGGAACCCAUGUAAAGGUAGAAAGAAGCAGCUCUACAAAGUUGCCCUCGGGCCUCCGCAAGCAUGCCACAGCAGUUGGGCCUGCGUGCUCGUGCGCACCCACGCAUGUGAACACAAAUAAUGAAACUAAGUUUGUAAAAUGUCAGCUGAAAGAGAGCCUACAAUCUCAGUGUGUAAAAGCCAUAGUAGACGAAAGCAUUUCCAUUUAUGUCAAGCAUGUUGGCGCACACCUUUAAUCCCAGCCCUUGGUAGGCAGAGGCAGGCAGAUCUCUGUGAGUCCUAGGACAGCUACACAGUGAGACCCUGUCUCAAAAACAACAACAAAAUUUAACUUUCUUUAAAUGUAAAUACCAUUGAAGAGGACAAAUACCAACUUCAAAUGGAAGUGUGCCUUCUACAACUGUUAGGUCUAAAUUGUGUUUUUAUCUUGACAUGGUAAACCUGGAAAAUAUUGCAACCCAGAAUUCUCAGUUCUGCCGGAGCGGAGAGGGGUUCACAGCCCACCAGAUGUGUGUGGCACCGACCUACUCCAGGCCAGCCACCAGGAGGGUCUUUAUCUUGCA
Messenger RNA from Peromyscus eremicus (cactus mouse), 3642 nucleotides. RefSeq names its product raftlin family member 2 (gene Rftn2). The transcript has 10 exons. The coding region runs from base 663 to 2162 and encodes 499 amino acids. The record is from RefSeq and is a predicted model, not a curated record. NCBI's taxonomy places the organism in Eukaryota, Metazoa, Chordata, Mammalia, Rodentia, Cricetidae.